Calliphora vicina (urban bluebottle blowfly) is the source of this 5396-nucleotide messenger RNA. Its product is annotated as mucin-2. The record is from RefSeq and is a predicted model, not a curated record. Bases 333 to 3173 code for a protein of 946 amino acids. The transcript is spliced from 7 exons. NCBI's taxonomy places the organism in Eukaryota, Metazoa, Arthropoda, Insecta, Diptera, Calliphoridae.
GAGCAAAUUUUCCGAUAUUUUUUUCUAGACAAUCAGUUCUAGUCUGAGACUCGUUGAGCGAGUUUCUUCAUUAUAAAGAAAUACAAUUAAGUUGAAAUAAAACGAAAAUAAAACUUAACAAAUUGAAAUUAAAAGUGUUCUUUUGCACAACAGUAAAUUCCCAAACACCAACAAAAAAAGCUAAAACGUCAGCUCUUCAUACUCGUGCAAUACAAAUUAAAGAAACAACUUUAUUGUUUUCACUCUCUUUCUCUCAUUCGCAUAACAACGGUGGGUGAAUGUCUAUUAUUUGGAAUACCAUUAUACGACAGGUAGAACUGUAAAUAGUGAUAAUGGGCAGUCUAAAUGGUGACGUAAUGGUAAUGCGCAAUGGGCGCUCAACCAGUCAAGUAUCGGUGUAUAAUUAUCCAGAACAUUUAAAUCCCUUCUACGAAGAUGAUCAACAUAAACGCUUGCGAUUUUGGAAGAUAAGCAAAAAAGAUAAUGAGGGACGAAGGAAUAGUUUUUCCAUUGGAAAUCUUAAGGAUAUGUGGGCUUUCAAAUCAUUUCGCAUGAAAAAGAAAUCUUCCACACUGGGUAUUAAUAAAACAUCAGAAAGUCCGCCAACAAUGAGACGAGAUUAUGUUGUAGAUAAUGGCGGCUGGAAUACCUUCGAUCAUCGUUUACGUAGCAGCAACACAUCUUCCAUAAAUGGUGACAGUUUUCAACGUAAUGCAACCUACAGAAGUUCAUUGCAAACGUUGCCAACCAGUAAUGAUCGUAUUGGCUUAAAUCGUAAUGAUGGAUAUCGCAGCACAAUACAAGUUACUCGUUCAAAUCCCCGCUAUCAGGCCCAACAAAAGCAGCUGCAGCAGCAACAACAAACUACGGGAGUAUCACAAAACCGAAGGUAUGUUUAUGGUGGGUCAGUAACACCACAACCAUUGCGUAAUACUCGUACAAAUGUUGGUAGAGGCCCAUACGAAUACGAUUGCGAUAAUGCCAUGAUCAGGCGAUCAUCACAGUCCAGUAUGGUGAGCACAAAUCCAUUCGAAUCCGAUGAUGAUGAAAAUGAAGACAUCAAUUCGAGUGGCAUGAAAAGUGUUAAUGGUGGUUCUACCACAACUCUAACAUCUCGAACCGCUCGCAAAAAGCGUCGAGCCCCAGCGCCACCAACACCAAUUCACGGUCGCAGCAACGGUGUAAAUCCUCCAACUAUUCGUAUAGAAUCUAGUUACGAUAAUACCCAAGAAGAGCUGCGUAUUAAAGAGGAUAUAGAUAUUGCUAAUUUAACAGCAGAAAUAGAAAGUUUUGUGAAAACUAAGAGCAAUGAUGAUGUUGAAAUCACGCGGAAGGAUGAUGUUCAAACAGAAACAACGACAACCUCAUCGAAUACUUCAUCAAAUAAUAUGGAAAAAAUCGAAGUAAAACAAGUGGAAGAAAAACUAAUAAAAGAAACAACACCAGCAUCCAAAAAUACUUCCCCCACCACCACCUCCUCAGUAGUCGCUGAAACUGCGUCGAAAGAGAAAACAAUACCGUCAGCUAAAACAAAUGGUCAAGUUACAACUGAAAUUGUAACUGUAACAACAACCACUAAAACAAAAACAACUGAUGUCACUAAACCCUUGGAGAAGGAAAGCCAUGUGGCUCAUGUUUCAACUGAAAUCGUAACAAAAACUGAUGAAAGUAAAGAAAUCAAAUCCAAUGGAGCGAUACCAAAGAAACCAACCAACAAUUCGGUGGUCAGUACGUCAGUUGAUCAGCAGCCACAAUCUACUAAUACUGUGGCAGAUUUGUGUAUAAAAGAAAUAAAUACACAAGAGUUGCCACAAAAACCCAUACCACUUAAACGUCAAACGAAACCUGAAGCUGAGGUGGAAGUUGGUCAUGUUGAGUGCAUUCACGUCCACGUGGAAAGUCCAAGAGCAACACCGCGCAAAGAACAUCCUAGUGGCGUUUCAAGUUUCAAAACAAACGAACAUGUUGAAACCACUGAAACUAUUACCACUAAAACUCCAUUUGUACUAACCAGCCCUCCAACCCAAAGAAGAAACCCCCAGCCAACACAGAGUGAGCCGGUCAUCAAGGAAACGGUCAAACUUGUAGGAAAGACCCUUGGAAACGAACGACACAGCGAAUUAACUAUUAAUGAGGAACGUAUCAAUACUAAACCGGAAAUUUUGGUCAAGCCCACAUUGUCCCCCAAACCAGUCACAAAAGAAGCAAAUGGAAAGAUACAUGGUUUUGCCGAGAUUCACAAACCCAUGAGAAAGUUUACAAAUACCCAAAAUGGUCAUGUACGAAGAGCAUCUCGUGAUGAAAGCAUAUCACCACCCAUUCUGCCUCUACAAAACUCUAAAGAAGAGGAAAAUAAAAUAAACAAUUCAGUUCCUUCUACUACCAACAAUACUAAUGGUGUGAAACUGGAAGAAGUCAAAAUACCAGAAGCUAAACCAGUUGAUACUCUGAAAAUCGUAGAAACUACAACUUCCAUUAACAGUAAUGGUGUUAGCAAAUCCAUAGAAAGAGAGGAAACAAAAGAUGUUAAAAAAGUAAAUUUUGAAAGCUCAGUUACCCUCGAAAACCAUAAUGAGGUACAAAGACAGGAGGAUGAAUUCGACUUGUUGUAUAGACCCAAACCCGCCAGUCAUAUGGAAUGGAAACGUUCUACCUUGGCUCCGUUGGAGACCAACAUACCGCCAGAAAAACGAAAGUCAGUCAAAGAUAUUAUAGAGUCCAUUAAUCGUAGUCAGCGUUUACUCAAUGCGGCAGCUAACAAAGAUUUUACAGCUUUACAAACUCAAACAACCACCAACACCACUAGUUCUGAGACAGUAUCAACACAUCAGACUUCCGAAACACAUAGCAGCAGUAAUUUAAGUGAAAAUCUUAAAAUCUUAGAUGAGAGACAAAAAGAAAUUGAACGUUUGGUUGAAGAGAUGACACCAACUACUUCUAACGCUACAACUGAAGCAGAGGAUACAGCAGGAGCAGCCAAUUCUCCUUCGCCAGCGCCAUCGAACUGCAACAACGAAUAUACAGAAGCUCAAAAACUAGAUAAUAAUGAUAUAUUUCAGAAGUGUAAGGUCAAAAAGGAGGUGUACGACUAUCGGGAAACAUCGCCAAUAUCGUCCAAUUUAGAUUGGAAUCCAGUGCCAAAACCAAAACGUACCAAGCCCGGCCAUGAAUAAUAGCUCAAAGCUAAACGAAAUUAAGUAUUGUCCUUUAAUAUAGCAAGCAAUACAUAAAUAUAAGUGUUAUUUACCAAAUACAAACAUCUAUAAGAUCACAUCAUGUAUAACUAUUUCAAUUAUGAAAAUCUAUUUUUAAUAUUUUUAUUAAAAAUCGUUUUUAUUAACGGGGUUUGAUUGCAAUACUACAUUAAUUAAUAGUGAUUAUAUUCUAAAUUAUACCUUUUAAUAAUCCUUAUAUAAAACAAAAUACAUACACUAGGCGUCAUAAGUCUACGCUCUAUGCUCAUUACAAGCUGUUAGGACGAAAUAGCUUUUUGAAAAUCAUAGAAAACUGCAAAAUAUUUUAUUUUUAUAGUUGCUUAAAGGGUAGUAGAUCAUGUCCAUACUAUUUUUUUCAUGUACGUAUAAUCUACCAUGUAUAACGGUAUAUUUUAAAAAAAAGCACGUGUUUAUAAAGAAUCAAAAGUGUACGCUCAUGAGUUUAAAUCAGUAUAUUUUUGAGAAGUGUCUGGUCAUUGAUCAUAAUUUAUGUGGUGUUCAUAUUUGUUAACAUUAAAAAAUUUAAGAAAUUAAAGUUAUUAUUUUUUUUUUUUAAAUUUUAAACCAUGGAUGGAAAAAGAAGAGAAAUUAAGGUUGAGGAAAGAAAAAUAAUUUUGAAGCUUUGGAAAGAUGGACAAAAUUAUAGGCAAAUAGGAAAAACUAUUGGAAGAUCAUGGACAUCCGUGCGAACAGUAAUUACAAAUUUUGAAAAAACUGGAAUAAUAACUUCUAAGCCAAGAUCUGGCCGUCCACGCAAGUUAACAGAUAGAGAGUGCCGAAGUGUAGUUUCUCUUGUAACAAAAAAUCCGAGGACAACAGCAGCCCAAAUAAGGGAAGACAUCCACCAAAAGUUUAAAAAGACUAUUAGUGUAACCACUGCCAGAAGAAUUUUAAGAAAAGCCGGUUACCAUGGUCGUGUCGCCCGAAAAAAACCUUUCAUCUCCUUAGUAAAUAGAAGAAAACGUAUUGAAUUUGCCAAUAAAUAUGUGAAUAUGUCACCAGAAUUUUGGAAAAAGGUAAUCUUUUCAGAUGAAAGCAAAUUUUGCAUAUUUGGUAUAAAGGGAAGACAGAUGGUGUGGAGAAAAACAGGAACUGCAUUAAAUAAAGAAAAUUUGCUGCCAACAGUAAAGCAUGGCGGCGGAGCCGUAAUGAUGUGGGGGUGUAUGGCAGCCGGUGGAGUAGGUAAUUUUGAAUUUAUAGAUUCAACAAUGGACAGAUUUGCCUACUUGGACAUUCUUAAACGAAAUUUAAAGCAAAGUGCCGAAAAACUGGGGUUGUCUGCUGAUUACUACUUCCAACAAGACAACGAUCCGAAGCAUACGGCUGAGAUUGUUAGACUUUGGCUUCUAUAUAAUGUACCGAAGAUGCUGCAUACACCUCCCCAAUCACCGGACAUAAACCCAAUAGAGCACUUAUGGGCACUACUGGAGCGAAAAAUUCGACAGCGGACUAUUACUGGCAAAUCAAUGCUGAAAGAUGUUAUUAAGGAAGAGUGGGAGAAUAUUUCGUCCACGGAGACCACCCACUUGGUUAACUCGAUGCAAAGAAGACUCAGGGAGGUUCUCAAAUGUCGUGGUUAUCCAACGCGAUACUAAUUUGUUAUUUAUUUUUGUUGUUUUGUAUGUUUUAAUUUGAUGUGUUAUCAAUAAGCGUAGACUUUUGGCUUUUAUGUUUUAUAAAUAUGAAGAUUUUUUUGUUGUUUUUGUGAAUACUAUAAUUAAAUUUAGAAAAAAAUGAUUUGUUAUAUUGAAGUGCUUGAAGCAAACUGUUUAAUUUAAUAAAAAAAAUAUGACUUAACAUAAAGUUUUGCUGUUUGUUACAAAUUAAACAUAUAAAACACUUCAUGAGCGUAGAUUUUUGACGCCUAGUGUAUAUAAAAAAAUAUAUCUUUUCAAUGUCCUUAUUUAGUGUGAUCAUUAUAAACAAUUUUAAUAAUGUACUAUACAUAUUUAUAAAUUAUUUUUAUGUAAAAAUUUAAAAAAAAAUCUUAUUAUAUAAUAUCGUAUACAAAAGAAACAAGUUUUAAAUUUUACCAGCUACAAAUGUACUUCACAAAUUGUUAUUUUGUUAUCCUUUGGAUGUAUUCUCGGUUAGAUUGAUUUAAUUAAGAAAUGAGAGUAGAGAGUGCAUUUGAAGUAAAUCUUAUACAAUAAAUAAUAUAAAUGGAUAAAAGAAAACUAA